UUCUUAUUCAAGCAUGACGGGUGGCUCGUGCAUGUUUGGUAGCGAUUUUAUAACUUUACUUGUGUUUGUGACUGCUUCAUUGAUCUAUUUUGCUGAUGAUGUUCAUAAUGUGGAGUCGACAAAGGGCAUGGCUAUUACCAGUGUACUUCCACUCGAUAGCCGUGAAUGGAUAUUAAAGACUAAAAAUCUCUCUCAAGCUUCGCAGAUUGAUCAAUACCAAUGGCAAAGAACGGCCGUGGAAGCGAUAUAUGUUAAGCAGAAUUCCAUACUCAGCUAAUGGUUGUUGUGGGUAUCAAUUGGAAUGGCAACUAAUAACCAGUGGAGAUGUAGAAUUAAAUCCUGGCCCAGAUACUAAUACCUCUGGAAAUGAACAAAGUCGAAGGGUCGUAAAUCACCCAAUAAUGAAUUCUUCGAACAAGAGUCUGAAGAUUGGUGAGUGGAACGUAAAUAACCUUACUGACGUAAAGUUUGAACAGAUAAAACUAUUUUUGACUUCGCACAAUAUCGAUGUGAUGUUUCUUAUCGAGACAUUCCUAAAACCCAAUGUAUCGGGCUCGGUUUACGAAAUUCCUGGUUAUUCAAUGUAUAGAAAAGACAGGGCGGGUAAUAAAAAAGGCGGAGGAAUAUUAGCUUAUGUAAACAGUCAGUUAAAAGCGAACAGGCUUUAUGAUUUAGAAGAUGAAAAUGUUGAAAUCAUGUGGUUAAGUAUUUGUCCAUAUUCAUCUAACAGAGCUUUACUAGCUGGCGCCGUAUACCGUCCUCCCUCGUCUAAUGCAGAUACUGAUAUAAAGCUUGAAAAUAACAUUGAAAAUGCCUAUUUGAAAAAUUAUGAAAUGCAUAUUCUUGGUGAUUUCAAUAUUAACUAUCUCGAUUUAUCUUAUAAGAAGCAUCACCUUGCAAAAGCUAUGCAUGCAUAGUAUGAAGCUCAGUCAAAUGGUAAAUUCUGUCACAAGACCAGCAAGUGCAACAUGUCUUGAUCAUUACUAUACAACUCAUCCUGAGUUCACUGUUGGCAUUUCAGUUUUGGAUAUCGGCCUUUCAGAUCAUCUGCCGUUAAUUAUUCAGCGUAAAUAUUCGAAAGCAAAGAGAUCUAGUAAACAACUGCAUAAUACCAUCAAAUACCGCAACUUUAAAAACUUAAAUGCUGAUGAGUUUGUUAAAUCACUCGAGUGUACCGCGUGGGACUCGGCUUUUGUGUUUGACGACAUUAACGAUAUUGCUGAUUCCAUAGAAAAAAUGCUUAUUGAAGUUGUUGAUAUGUAUAUGCCAUUGAAUCACAAGCGUGUCAAAAAGCAAAAUCAACCAGCAUGGAUGAGCGAUGAAAUCAUGAAUUCAAUACGAAAUAGAGAUAAUUUACUGAAAAAAGCUCGUAAGUCAAACAUCCCGGCCGACUGGGCUUUGUAUAAACAUGCCAGAUGCAAAACUACAAAUAUGAUUAAAUUCUCUAAACGACAAUUUAUUCAAGAAUCAAUAGAAAAUAAUCAAGGAAAUCCUAAGGGAAUUUGGAAAGUGCUAAAAUCGUUAAGUGGGAAGAAAAAUAAUCCAAUAACAAUAGAUGAAUUAAAGGUCAAUGAUGCGGUAGUAAAAGAUAAAGCCGAAAUUGCUGAAGCAAUGAAUGACGCUUUUAUUAAUAUUGCCUCUAGAAUCAGUCAAGGCAAUCAAAAUAAUGCCGAAUUUGAUGGGGAAAAAUUAGUCGAUUUUGUAAAGCUAAAGAUUGGUAAGGAUUGUUUUGAAAUACCACCGAUUACGUCAACACAGGUACUGGCUGCAUUGAAUAGCAUGCCAACUAACAAAUCCACUGGCUGUGAUGGCCUAAGUGCUAGAAUACUAAAGUUAGCAGCACCGGUAUUGUCUCAACCUUUUUGCCGCCUUAUGAAUUACUCCAUAUCAUCGGGUACUUUUCCUAUCAAAUGGAAAACCGCGAAAGUAACACCCCUACAUAAAAGUGGAUCGCGUGAUGAUGCAGAUAAUUACCGUCCGAUUUCGAUACUUCCUGUUAUCUCUAAAGUGCUUGAAAAACAUGUGGCCACAUCGUUCUACAAGUACCUCCAAGAUCAUAACCUUCUGUAUAAAUUCCAGUCAGGUUUUCGUGCUAACCACUCGACAGAGACAGCAUUAAUAAACCUUGUCGAUGAACUCUUUUUUAACAUGGAUGACGAUAAGGUUACAUGUUUGACAUUUAUUGACUUUAAAAAAGCUUUCGACCUUAUAAAUCACAAAACUCUGCUGAAAAAGCUUGCAAUUUAUGGGGUAGACGGAUCGUCAAUUGCCUGGUUUACAUCGUAUCUAUCCGCCAGAAAACAGUUUGUUAAAUUAAAUGAAUGUGUAUCCACUUGUCAAGUGGUAUCACAAGGAGUACCGCAAGGAUCGAUCCUCGGACCGUUGUUGUUCAUUACAUUUAUAAAUGAUAUGCCUCUUCAUAUGCCUGACCCAAAUGUAGAAAUUUAUGCCGAUGACACAACUUUAGCAAGAAGUGCAAGUAUCGACAAAUUGCCUGUUUUAACUCGAAUGAUAAACCAAGAUUUGAUCUGCUUAGAGAGAUGGUGUAAUGAAAAUGGCAUGGUUAUAAACACGUCAAAAACAAAGUGUUGCAAUAUUCAUAAAAACAAUUAA
Paramuricea clavata is the source of this 2613-nucleotide messenger RNA. The record is from the annotation of a GenBank genome assembly. NCBI's taxonomy places the organism in Eukaryota, Metazoa, Cnidaria, Anthozoa, Malacalcyonacea, Plexauridae.